Messenger RNA from Cottoperca gobio, 1288 nucleotides. Its product is annotated as pro-neuregulin-3, membrane-bound isoform-like. The record is from RefSeq and is a predicted model, not a curated record. Gene Ontology annotation, molecular function: chemorepellent activity. Gene Ontology annotation, biological process: intracellular signal transduction; animal organ development; nervous system development. The coding region runs from base 431 to 1288 and encodes 285 amino acids. The transcript is spliced from 2 exons. Lineage: Eukaryota; Metazoa; Chordata; Actinopteri; Perciformes; Bovichtidae.
CGUUAGCGCCGAACUACAGUGAAGGGUCCCCCCCUCGCUUCGCUCUCUCACCUGUCCAUAACCUGCGUGCUCGUGUGGAAGUGUGUAUAUUCUUGUGCAUAGUUGUGUGAGUGUUUUGUUUGGUUUGUUGUCCGCCAGAGGGAGUGUAGGUUAUAUUGAUUGUGUAUGCGUUUGAGUGCUGUGCCAGCUUUUAAUUAGCAGUAGGGUGACUGUGAGUGGUUGUGUCUGCUCGUGUACGUGGGUGCUUGUGCAUUAGUUCAUGUUUUAUAUUUGUGCAUGUAGAUAUAUAGGCUAAGUAUUGUGAGGGUACAUACUUAAGAUGCCCAGCAUUUCUCCUGCACCACAUCCCCUUCCUUGUAUAUGCCCUUGUAUCAUUUGGCCACCUGUUUGACCUCCUGAAAACCCCAAGAGACGAAAAAGCUCCAGCAGGAUGAGUGAGCGUUCUGGUGCAAGCAGUCUAGCUGCUAUGACCCUGGAGGAGCCAGGGGCUGAACAGGCAUCUCCCAGAGCCCCGGGCCCUCUCCGCUGUGGCCCCUGUGCUGUGUGGCCUCGCCAGCAGACCUGGCUGUGUGCCGUGCCCCUGGUAAUGGGCUUUGUGGGACUGGGACUUAGUCUUAUGCUACUAAAAUGGAUUGUUGUGGGAUCUGUGCAAGACUAUGUCCCCACUGAUCUGGUGGAUCCCAAAGGUAGCAUUGGACAGGACCCUAUAUUUCUCUCCAAACCCAGUGCCAUGCCCAAGGGGCCCGACAUUUCCACAGCCACCACUACUUCAGCUGCCUCUACCACAGCAAUGGUCUCGACUACAACGCCGCUAGCUGCAGAUGGUACGGCCCCAGCGCCAAGAACUCGAUCGGGGCCACCGGCAAACCACUCAGCCAAUGGCAGCACUGCCAAUGGAGAUGUCAACCGCGCCCCGCACCUUCACAACCGCAUUGGCACCCGCAUUAGUGGGACUGUGGUUACCACUUCCACCACUCGCGCCACCCGACUCACCCCACCACCCAAUGGUAAGGAGGUCACCCCUCGCAGCACGGUUAAAAAAGGAAGCAGCAGCGGUAAUGGGCGGAACGGUGCCGCCAACUCAAAGCCAGGGCAGACUUCUGCCACCGUCACCAGUACAGCAUCCAUCACAUCUACAGCUACUGUGAAGAACACCCCCAAGGCGCAGCCAACCACCUCCCAGCAGGCAGUCCCAGUCAAGCCCACGUCACGCUGGAAUCACGGACGCCCAGGCAAGGGCCCGUCCACACGCCCACACCAUCGCUUCAGAACACGUAUCGCUCAGUAG